This is a messenger RNA of Halichondria panicea, 6742 nucleotides long. RefSeq names its product lysine-specific demethylase 4C-like. The record is from RefSeq and is a predicted model, not a curated record. Gene Ontology annotation, cellular component: nucleus; chromatin. The transcript has 17 exons. Gene Ontology annotation, molecular function: histone H3K9 demethylase activity; histone H3K36 demethylase activity. Lineage: Eukaryota; Metazoa; Porifera; Demospongiae; Suberitida; Halichondriidae. Gene Ontology annotation, biological process: chromatin remodeling; regulation of gene expression. The coding region runs from base 113 to 2266 and encodes 717 amino acids.
CUUGGCCCAAGCCCUUGGGAACAUAAUGUGGGCGUGGACAAAAAGUAAAAAAUACUAGCUGUUCACUAUAAUACUAGCUAGCUCUCUCUUAACUUGUCUAGCUUCUCUGAAGAUGGCGGCUUGGACACUCGGUAAUGGCGGAAUAAUGACUUUUACUCCAACUUGGGAGCAGUUCCAAGACUUCCAAGGUUUUAUCUCCUAUAUGGAGGAACAAGGAGCUCAUCAUUGUGGUGUAGCCAAGAUAGUGCCCCCCAGAGAAUGGACCCCUCGAUCAAACUAUGACAACGUUGGAGACUUGGUUAUUCAGAGUCCUAUAUCACAGACAGUCAUGGGUCAGCAAGGUGUGUAUCAGGUGUACAACAUUCAGCGGAAACCUAUCACUGUAAGAGAGUACAAGAUAUUGGCCAACAGUGACAAAUAUUGCCCCCCCAAAGCCAAAGAUCACGAGGAACUAGAACGCAAGUUCUGGAAGAAUGUCACGUUCAAUGCGCCCUUAUAUGGUGCUGACCUAGCUGGUAGUCUAAUGGACCCAGUACUGGAAGAAUGGAAUAUUGACCAUCUCCCUUCUAUACUCAACCGUCUAUCUGAACAAGGUGUCAACAUCCCAGGAGUCAACUCAGCAUAUCUUUACUUUGGUAUGUGGAAGACAUUGUUUGCCUGGCACACAGAAGACAUGGAUCUAUACAGCAUCAACUAUCUUCACUAUGGUGCUCCUAAAGCAUGGUACGCCAUUCCACCAGUGCAUGGUCAGAGAUUGGAGAGACUGGCGAGGGGACUCUUCCCAGACUGUUUUGAUGGUUGCUCUUCUUUCCUGAGACAUAAGAUGUCUGUCAUUUCUCCAUCGACUCUGAAGCACCACUCUAUACCAUUCAACAAGGUAGUACAAGAGAGUGGAGAGAUCAUCAUCACCUUCCCAUAUGGAUAUCAUGCUGGAUUCAAUCACGGUUUCAACUGUGCUGAGUCAACCAACUUUGGAAGCCUUAGAUGGGUAGAGCUAGGACGCAAUGCAUCACGUUGCUUGUGUCAAGAAGACAAUGUGAGAAUAGACAUGGAUCUCUUUGAUGCUCUGGUUCCAGUGGACAGGAAGAGGCCUAACUCACCACUACCAGAGGAAGAAGGAGACACUGCCAAUAAGAGAAGUAGACUACAAGAGGACUGGACUGUCAAGUUGAAGGGCCUAUGGCAAACUGAGCCACGGGAUUUUGCUGUUGAGAAAGCCUUCAACGAGGUCAUAUCUCAAGAAGGCAGCAUGUGUUGUGUGUGCUCCAUGUUUGAAGCCCCUACUCCUUAUAACAGAUGGACAAGGGAAGAGCUUGAAGCUAAGACCUCUUGUCUGAGAUCCCAGGCAGCCACUAAGCCACUCAAAGUGGUGGUACAACGUGCACUCGUGUGUUUACCUCCCUCUGUUAGCAGCUCUGAAGACAAGGUCCUAGUAUGUCAUCAAUGCUCUAUAUCUGUACACAAGUCUUGUUAUGGAGUUAGUGGUGUGGUGGCUGGGGAUUGGUUGUGUGCACGCUGCUGUGUAGGUGCCUCUGAUGCAGAAUGCUCUCUGUGUUUACUGCGUGGAGGAGCCCUCAAAGCCACUGAUGGAGGACAAUGGGCACAUCUUGUGUGUGCAGUGUCUAUACCUGAAGUAUCUCUUGCUGAUCCUGCCAAGAGGGAGCCUGUUCUUACAGACAAUAUCACCAGAGCUAGAAGAAAGCUUCGGUGUAGUCUAUGUCCUAGUGUGGCAGGCAACACCACCUCACGUGGUCACGGUAUCUGUGUUCAAUGCAUACAGUCCAAGUGUUGCUCUCCCAUGCAUGUGAGCUGUGCAUUGUAUAAAGGCCUCAUCAUAGAGAGACGUGGUUCUGCAUCAGGAUUCCUGUGUUCUAGACACUCUAGACAGUGUGGCACUACACAGACUCUGUGUCCUGGGGAAGAAGUGUACGUACUUCAAGACAAGAGGUAUGUAACAGGUCAUGUCAAGAGUGUGGAACCUGUUGCUACUUAUCGUGUUGAGUUUGAUGAUGGCAGUCUGUGUUCUGAUAUCACACUUGCUGAUAUUGUGGAGGGUCCGUCUGCUCUGAGCCCAGGGAGUAAGGUGCUCAUACGUUGGUCCGAUGAAAAGCUGUACAAUGCAACUCUCUUAUCAGAAAUUGCCAGCUCACUGUAUGAGGUAUCUUGUGUGGCUGGUGGUUGUGUAAGUGUAUCUACUGAUAUCUACUCCACUAAACAAAAACUGCCUCGCAAAGUUCUCAAGGAAAUGUCUGCUGCCAAACUGUAAACAUUCUCUUUAUUUUAGUGUCUCUUCGUAUUUUUAUCACAUCAUCCAUCGAUCCUUCCCACAGUGAUUUGUAUUAUUUUUGCUUAUUGAUUACUAUGUAGCCCGCCCACUCUUGGCCACUACUGGGUACGGAUGGGGCUGUACUCUGGCUCCCACCGUGUGCAAUAAUUACAAGGAAUAAUUGUAGUCUCACCGAUAUAAAUAGCACCAGAGUAUUGCACCAUGUAGUAUCCAAUGUACAGGCCUCGAGGCACAACCGCCUACAUAGCGUGAAAUUCUCGAGGCACUUAUUAUUUUGUGGCAAUCAAAGCUAUGCAUAGCCUCGAUCCCAGGCCGCACUUCACUCAUGGCGCUCUACAUGGUGCGCAUGUCAUGAUAGAGCACAUGUCAUUCGAGACAUUAAGUAUGUCAUGUGAGACAAAGAGAGAUAUGGUUAGACGAGGUGUACCCUGCCGGCUGUCACCUUUGAUAACUACUCAACGCUGCACAGCACAGGAUUCAGCAUUCAAUCACUCUCAUAAUUUUAUUGUCAUUUCAUCUUUUAUGGGGGACGCCCCACUCUUAAUUUUUAUCACUGAAUGGCUGCUGACGUACUAAGAGCACUACAAGAUACGACAGGAAAGGGUCAGUAUAAUAAUGAUGUAAGUGAUGUAGUGUACUAUCUUCUGGUAUUCAGCCCCUUUAAUGAGCACAGGAUUAUAUAGAUCUCCAAGCCAUUAGUUACAUCACUAUAAUUAUGCAAUUAUCUGCUGUAUUUCAUAUUGUAAUGAUUCAUUGGGUACUGACUUUAUAUGGAUGUAUGGAUGGUGCUAUGAUUCUUAGCCUUCCAGGCCGCAACAUAGAAUGCUGGCUUUCUGAUCGAGGAGGAGAUGAUCUGUUAUUGGCCGGGGAUGGAGUGGAUCUACCUCUGAGAGACAAAGUCAUGUAUGAAUAUUCUGUUGCUUGUACAUUUUGUAGCAUUAUCAGUAAUUGACUCUAGAGUAGCAUCUUGAGCUCCCCUGCAGGCAGUGUAUGUGAUUUUCUGACAGGAAAGGCUACUCUAAACAGAGGGAGUCGGCCACACAAGGUAUAGUCUAAUAAUUAUUGUACAGUACUUAGAUGAUCUUCUCUGUUUUGGGUCAGAUGCAAUUGCUUAAGAAAUUGAUUGUGUACCAGCAUUAGGUAGUUAACUCCACUUAUGCAUUGACCUCUACGUGUAGCGGGAAAGUUCGUUAUUUGAGCCCUCGAGAAAUGUUGUAUAGUUGUUCACAUUUCAAUGCCAGGAAACCAUAGCUUUGCAUGGUGCGUGUGAGUGUCUUCCAUUUAUAUUACAUGAAGUGUGAAGUGUGUUGUAAGUUUGUACAGAGAGGACUCCCAUGGUGGCAAUGAUCUGAUGAUGGCUCCACUGCUCUGAUGGACCAAUGCAGGAGAAGUUAUUCUGUAUAAUUAUUACAUUAAAUUAAUGUAUGCCACUGUUUGGAUCGGUUUCUGUUCUGCUCAGCUUCUUCCUCCAACUUGCUUACGCAGGCUAAGCUUAUUCUUAAUUAGUUCAUUCUUAGUUCAUUCUAUAGUCUAGUAUUAUUGUCGGUUUGGUUGUUUUAUGUUUUUCACCUGGUCAUACGGAAUCACUUCAUUAAUUUUUAUACAGUGCAGACCACACCUCUAUCCACACAUUGUACCUGCACAUCCUGUAUAUAUGGGGCCACACCCCCACUCACUGUACUGAUAUGUGGUCACACCCCCAUACAUGGUAACCCUCUUGACCACACCCCAAUCCUAUGCUGUGUUUUUGUGUACAGUACACACAUCAUCCGUGUCUUUAUCCCCACACCUAGUCGGAGGGAGCAGCAAGUUCUACUAAGAGCCAGCAUCACCAACUAACCAACACACUACAAGACCUACCUACUACCAGCUAGGACAGCACACCACCCGGGACAGACAGACUCUACUAUACCAUGUAAUAUGCCUUUGUAUUACGAUCAUGAUACAAUUUGCUGCCCUCCCUCGCCCAUGGAUUGAAUAAUUAUGGACACUCGCAGGACAACUAAGAGACUGACACACAAUAAUAGACUGUUGCUUGUACAUUUCGUAACAUUAUCAGUAAUUGACUGUAGAGGAGCAUCUUAAUUUAGCUCCCCUUUCUUCAUCACUCAAUCUGCAGGCAGUGUAUGUAAUUUUCUGACAGGAAAGGCUACUCUAAACAGAGGGAGUCGGCCACACAAGAGAGGACUCCCAUGGUGGCAAUGAUCUGAUGAUGGCUCCACUGCUCUGAUGGACCAAUGCAGGAGAAGUUAUUCUGUAUAAUUAUUACACUAAAUUAAUGUAUGCCACUGUUUGGAUCGGUUUCUGUUCUGCUCAGCUUCUUCCUCCAACUUGCUUACGCAGGCUAAGCUUAUUCUUAAUUAGUUCAUUCUUAGUUCAUUCUAUAGUCUAGUAUAUUGUCGGUUUGGUUGUUUUAUGUUUUUCACCUGGUCAUACGGAAUCACUUCAUUAAUUUUUAUACAGUGCAGACCACACCUCUAUCCACACAUUGUAUCUGCACAUCCUGUAUAUAUGGGGCCACACCCCCACUCACUGUACUGAUAUGUGGUCACACCCCCAUACAUGGUAACCCUCUUGACCACACCCCCAACCCAUGCAUUGUGUCGUACAUGCUGUGUUUUUGUGUACAGUACACACAUCAUCCGUGUCUUUAUCCCCACACCUAGUCGGAGGGAGCAGCAAGUUCUACUAAGAGCCAGCAUCACCAACUAACCAACACUACAAAACCUACCUACUACCAGCUAGGACAGCACACCACCCGGGACAGACUCUACUAUACCAUGUAAUACGCCUUUGUAUUAACGAUCAUGAUACAAUUUGCUGCCCUCCCUCGCCCAUGGAUUGAAUAAUUAUGGACACUCGCAGGAGACUGACACACAAUAAUAGACACCAAAGGGCCAGUUACUGUAUCAUGUACGAAUAUUCUGUUGCUUGUACAUUUCGUAACAUUAUCAGUAAUUGACUGUAGAGUAGCUCCCCUUUCUUCAUCACUCAAUGCAGGCAGUGUAUGUGAUUUUCUGACAGGAAAGGCUACUCUAAACAGGGAGUCGGCCACACAAGGUAUAGUCUAAUAAUUAUUGUACGGUACUUAGAUGAUCUUCUCUGUUUUGGGUCAGAUGCAAUUGCCUUCAAUCACUAGCCAGUUUAAAACAUUUCUUCUACUCUUGGCUUAAGAAAUUGUAUUUUAUUAUUGUACCAGCAUUAGGUAGUUAACUCCACUUAUGCAUUGACCUCUACUACUGUGUAGCGGGAAAGUUCAUUAUUUGAGCCCUCGAGAAAUGUUGUAUAGUUGUUCUCAUUUCAAUGCCAGGAAACCAUAGCUUUGCAUGGUGCGUGGGAGUGUCUUCCAUUUAUAUUACAUGAAGUGUGAAGUGUGUUGUAAGUUUAUACAGAGAGGACUCCCAUGGUGGCAAUGAUCUGAUGAUGGCUCCACUGCUCUGAUGGACCAAUGCAGGAGAAGUUAUUCUGUAUAAUUAUUACACUAAAUUAAUGUAUGCCACUGUUUGGAUCGGUUUCUGUUCUGCUCAGCUUCUUCCUCCAACUUGCUUACGCAGGCUAAGCUUAUUCUUAAUUAGUUCAUUCUUAGUUCAUUCUAUAGUCUAGUAUUAUUGUCGGUUUGGUUGUUUUAUGUUUUUCACCUGGUCAUACGGAAUCACUUCAUUAAUUUUUAUACAGUGCAGACCACACCUCUAUCCACACAUUGUACCUGCACAUCCUGUAUAUAUGGGGCCACACCCCCACUCACUGUACUGAUAUGUGGUCACACCCCCAUACAUGGUAACCCUCUUGACCACACCCCAAUCCUAUGCUGUGUUUUUGUGUACAGUACACACAUCAUCCGUGUCUUUAUCCCCACACCUAGUCGGAGGGAGCAGCAAGUUCUACUAAGAGCCAGCAUCACCCACUAACCAACACUCUACAAGACCUACCUACUACCAGCUAGGACAGCACACCACCCGGGACAGACUCUACUAUACCCAUGUAAUACGCCUUUGUAUUACGAUCAUGAUACAAUUUGCUGCCCUCCCUCGCCAAUGGAUUGAAUAAUUAUGGACACUCGCAGGACAACUAAGAGACUGACACACAAUAAUAGACACCAAAGGCAGUGUAUGUGAUUUUCUGACAGGAAAGGCUACUCUAAACAAAGGGAGUCGGCCACACAAGUCGGAGGGAGCAGCAAGUUCUACUAAGAGCCAGCAUCACCAACUAACCAACACUACAAGACCUACCUACUACCAGCUAGGACAGCACACCACCCGGGACAGACUCUACUAUACCAUGUAAUACGCCUUUUUAUUACGAUCAUGAUACCAUUUGCUGCCCUCCCUUGCCCAUGGAUUGAAUAAUUAUGGACACUCGCAGGACAACUAAGAGACUGACACACAAUAAUAGACACCUAACUGCAUUUUUGCCAUUAAUAUAAUAAAAAUAAUUUUGCCAUUAAUUAAUCAUUAA